AUGACUGAGGAUAUCUAUGCCAAACCAGACUUCACCAAAAAAAUUAGAUUUCAAACAGACGUGAAGGAGGACAGAAACCCAGACGUCCAUCAUGACAUCGACGAUGUGAGGAUUUAUGACAACUACUGUGCAGAAGAGAUUACCCCACCGGAAAAAUCACAGGACAACACUACCAAGGAGCAACAGCAAACCGCUUCAGUCGAUGUCAGUUCAGAAAAGAGAAGUGUGUUCAGAGCCGGUGCAGUGCUUCUGGGGCUGCUGUGUCUUCUCCUUCUGGCGGCGGUCAUUAUCCUGGUGGUCCUAUUUAUUCUAGAGAGAAAUGGACAGUGGGUGGAAAAUGCCAACCUGAACGGCGAGAGAGACAAACUACGGACGAGUUACAGCGAAAUGAAAGGCCUCUAUCACAACCUGACCCUAAAGGCAAACCAGUUGGAGAACGAGAAAGACCAUUUGGAGGCUGCGAACAACAACCUCAUCAAAGAGAGAGAUGAACUGCAAAAACUGGUGGAUGAGACAACAUCUUGCUGUACGUGGAAAAGGUUUGGCAACAGUUGUUAUUUCACAUCUACCUCAAUGGCAAACUGGAGUGUCAGCAACACGGCCUGUCAACUUUAUGAUGCACAGCUGGUGAUCAUAUCAAGCGAUGAGGAACAGAUGUUUAUCACAUCGUUCGAACAGAAUAGAUGGAUUGGUCUGACUGAUAGAGAGACCGAGGGUGUUUGGAAAUGGGUUGAUGGAACGGAUCUGAACAAAACGUACUGGAAACCCAAACAGCCGGAUAAUCAUAAUAACAACGAAGACUGUGUUCAUAUGUCAGCAUCUUCAGACAUGAACAACUGGAAUGAUAUGACCUGUGAUACAGAACUUUACUUUACCUGUGAGAAAGUACAUGAAUAAAAUGUUCUGCCUUUCUUGUCUUCUGACCACUCAAAGUGCAUGUCAACAUUCACACAAACAUUCACACAUUGAUGGCCGAGGCUGCCAUGCAAGUUACCACCUGCCCAUCAGUUCUAAACUUACCUGCACACACACACGGAUGGCAAAGAUUCAGGAGCAAUUUGAGGUUCAACGUCUUACCGAUUAGGGGAUUGGUAGCUCUACUAAUCAGCCAAGGCCCACCCCAUUAUUUAUUAUUGUGCAUUCUUUAACUGGUUGCAGAUUUGUUUUGCUCUCUCAUAUGUAAAAUGUCAAUACUGUACAUUCACCUCCUCUUGAUGUACAAAAAAGUCUCUGAGCUCAAUUUCAAUAAUAAUGAAUUGAUUCAUUAUUUGUUACCGCUGUAAUGUAAUAAAAAAUUAUGCGUAUACAAA
Pseudoliparis swirei is the source of this 1310-nucleotide messenger RNA. RefSeq names its product C-type lectin domain family 4 member E-like. The transcript is spliced from 6 exons. Lineage: Eukaryota; Metazoa; Chordata; Actinopteri; Perciformes; Liparidae. The record is from RefSeq and is a predicted model, not a curated record. The coding region runs from base 1 to 897 and encodes 298 amino acids.